This is a messenger RNA of Colletotrichum gloeosporioides, 1221 nucleotides long. RefSeq lists its product as uncharacterized. The record is from RefSeq and is a predicted model, not a curated record. The transcript has a single exon. The coding region runs from base 1 to 1221 and encodes 406 amino acids. Lineage: Eukaryota; Fungi; Ascomycota; Sordariomycetes; Glomerellales; Glomerellaceae.
AUGUCCUGCACCUUGGAGGAGCGUCAACGAGUCUACCGGACCUGCCGGGCAAUCUUCAGUGGCGAUGCUGCUCUCUUUCGCAAACCAAAGAAAAUCAAAGAAACACUUCUUCACAAUCGCGGCCCGCUCAAGCAUGUCUUCCAGGAAUUCGGCGAAGUUAGGCUUGCAGAUAUAGUGAAGCAGCUGCUGGAGAAUCGGCUUUUCGAGUCAGACCUACGAGCCAAAGUCGAGUUUCCUGAGCUUUUCAGGACAUCCCCGCAACAAGAUGCUCAACGAGAAGCAUCGGAAGCGGACGCGGCAAAAUCAGUUGCGGAUUGCCUUGGCGAGAUCGCGCGCUUCGAAGAGGAGGAAGACAUCCCUGAGGCGAAUGAUCUUGAAUUUCUCACGAGACCGUUGAAGCAUGAAGUGAGCAUUGAAGGUUGGUCGGAAGCCCUUCGAUCCAGCUACUUCAGUUUUUCUAACACAAUGACCCCAGAAACUGCUAUAGUACCUACCUCACUCAAAUCAUCCAUCCCAUCGCUGUAUCCAUCUUACGUACCAUACGGUGCACAACACGCCAUUCUGACUACGGCUCAGACCGUUUUAGAAGAGUGUUGCUUUGACUUUGCUCGCAAAACCAUUCCGGACGCCCUUAGUGAGAGAGGAUGGGAUUGCGCAUCUGCGGUAGAGUUGACCAAGUGGGCCAGAGUCCUCCACAAAGAGCUCCCCCAGGGCUUGUCAGGAGUAACUGUCCAGUCUGCAUUGGUUUCGACUCACCAACUUCGACAUACCGCCGUCCACCGACUACGCACCACUGCUCGCGGUAUCAGUCGGCUCCUAGAGUCGGCGGUGGGACUUGCGGAGGCUCUCAAUGAUGUCGCUCGCGCAGCUCAAUUAGAAGAGCUAAAGUCGGAGUUGGAUGGCAAGAUCAAAGCCAUGGAGAUGAGCAAGAACGUGUUGGAAGAUCGUGCGGCAGCCGGGCUAGAAGAAAUACGCCGCCAAAGAGAGGAGCUCGAUCGCCAGGAAAAGCAACUCGUAUUGGACAUGUUGACUGAGGACCGCGAGUACAAGGACCUGGUGGGGAAGCUUCUUGUGGCGUCAGUCAAGGACAUCUUUGAGGACAGAACAGACGACGGAAUGGGCAAGGAGGUGGAGCAUGUGAAUGGAGAAGUGCAUGUCAACAGCGCCAAACUUAGCUCAGCGGACGAGAGCGAGGACGAUCCGGAUCUGUCACUGCAAUAA